Molecule: messenger RNA, 806 nt
Organism: Thrips palmi
Lineage: Eukaryota; Metazoa; Arthropoda; Insecta; Thysanoptera; Thripidae
Product: cuticle protein 1-like
Exons: 2
Coding region: 117-467 (116 amino acids)
Molecular function (GO): structural constituent of cuticle
Source: RefSeq, a predicted model, not a curated record
ACGCCGGCCAGCGCACUUUCAGCCACUUUGAUAUAUAAACUCGGCGCGGCGCGUCUCCACGACAUCAUCGCUCCGUCGGCCGUCAAAGUCGCACCGCGCCGCACCCACACCCCAACAUGAUCGGCAAGCUGGUGGCCCUGAGCGCGCUGGUGGCCGUGGCCUCGGCCAGCCUGGCGGCGGACCGCUACCCCGCCGGCCUGAACCCCGCGCUGUGCCCCAACUACCCGCACUGCGACAACCUGCUGCUGGCGCUGCACGGCAACGGCCUGGGCGUGCCCGUGGCGCCGCAGCCCACCGUGUGGGGCGGCAGGGAGUACCCCGCGGGGGUGUCGCCGGCCGCCUGCCCCAACUACCCCUACUGCAACACGGGGGCCGUGGCCGUGGCCCCGCUGCCCGGCUGGGCGCAGCGCGAGUACCCCGCCGGCGUGUCGCCCGCCGCCUGCCCCAACUACCCCUACUGCCACUGAACGCCGCCCCCGCCCGCGCCACGGUCUUGGCCUUGACCAGCUCGAGGCGUCGUGCAGGCCUGCCGCCUGCAGGCGCCAGGCGGUCGCUCAGGAGGUCGGGUCGGAUUGGCACUUCUCGACGGGCCACUGCUUCGUCCGGGUGCUCUGCCGCGCGGUGCCGCCGUCAAGGCCGUCAAGGCCGUCAAGGCCGCCGCCGCCGCCCGCCCCGUCGAUCGAACCCGCGGACUUCACGGAUGAGAGCUGCGACAUCGGGCCCGAACCAGACGACUCGCCUGCAGCCAAGUCGCCACUUUAUUUUAUUGUAAAGUAAAAAUAAAGAACCGAGUGCUCAGGUGUCUA